UUUGGUCGUUACUAAAGUUAAAAGUCCAUACAUUAUCAGGGAUAAAUAACUUUUAAUACAUAAUAAUUGUAAGGGAUAUUGCAACAUGUUACAAUUUAUAAAAGGGUCGAGACACAAAAUUUCAUUAUGCUCCGUAGUUGAGGGCGGGAAGCACGACUUCCUGCGUCCCAUUUUUGAGGAAACGUAAACACCUAUCCUAAAAUAGAUCUGAAGACACGGCGAGACUUAAACUUGCGCUCGAUUAUUUUAGACAGCGGCGGUCGUUAAACAAUCAAAAGGGGUCAACGACCUAUCACUCGUCGAUACGUUUAUGAGGACGCGGCGGAGACACGUGGGCCGCGGACGUGCAGCAUGGCAGUGCCACGCCGUGCCAGGAAUCGGGAAUCAUCCCAGUUGAAGUGAAAGGCCGGGAGUACAGGUUCGCGCGCCGCCGGGCGGUCUCGUCCUGCCGUCGGAGUCGCCAUGGCAACGAAUGACAAACAUUGUCAAACGCAGUCGGGCGGCGAUAAAGCGAGCGUCAUUUGCGGCGAGGAUGCGGUCAUGUUCGACGAGAGCGUAGCGGUGGAGGGGAAGGAAGUAGACAGCUCCGGGAGCUCCGAGGAGGGUGCCGUGCGCGCCGCCAUGAGCAGGUUCCAGCCACCGGUGCGCCAUACCGCAAGGCACGACUUCCACUCGGACAGCGACAGCGACAGCGAGUCCGGCGCCGGCGAACCUCCCGCCCGCCUGCCUCACCACCAGUCGCCACAAAGGAGAGCGAAGACUCCUGAGCAGCGAGAGGCGGGCGGCGGCGGCGGCGGCGGCGAUCGGCAACGCACCGGCCCGCAGCGCCGCCGCGACACCUCACACUCUGAGUCUGACAGUGGCGAGGAUGUGGCAGUGCGCGAGACGCCAGGGCGCGCGCUACUCGCAGAGGGCGCCUACGACCCCAAGCAUUUUCAGGACCUCAAGGUGCCUCCCGACAUGGACAACUUGUUCCAGUAUAUAAUGAAGUAUACUCCGCAGAAGAUCGAGCUGGAGGGGCGGCUGCGCGCGUUCGUGCCAGAGUGCGCGCCGGCCGUGGGCGACUGCGACGCCCUGCUCAAGCUGAGCACCCCGCCCGCCGCGCCGCUCGGCACGUCGCCGCUCUCCGACCGCCUGCUCGAACACAUUGACAACCUAGGUGCGGCGCUGCUGGACGAGCCGGCGGCCGCGCAGAGCGAGCCCGCGCUGCUGCAGCUGCGUCUGCGCGCGCUCGCCCGCUCCGCCGGCGGCAGGACCGCGCUGACGAGGAAGAUCAGCGAGGCGGAGCGCAACCCGGCCGCCAUCGAGCGCUGGAUCCGGGACGUGGGCGAGCUGCACGCCGGCCGGCCGCCGCCCGCGCUCGCCUACACCUGUAAAAUGCCGGACAUCGACAGCCUGAUGGAGGAGUGGCCGGCGAGCGUGGAGGCGGUGCUGGGGGCGGGUGUGGGGGCGGGCGUGCCGGGCGCGGCGCUGCGGUGCUCGGUGGCGCAGUACGCGGCGCUGGCGUGCGCGGUGCUGGACGUGCCGGUGUCGGGGCGGGGCCUGCGCCCGCUGCUGCAGGGGCUGCACCUGCUGUUCGCGCUCUACUCCGCCGUCAAGAGCUCGCAGCUGUACGCGCAGCGGCAGAGGGAGGCCGACGACGACUCCGCGGCACACACUUAGCACUACGAGUGCCAUUUAGUUAAGAAAAUAUGUUGUAUUAAUAUAUUUUGUUUGUCAUUUGUUUCAAUAAAGGCUAUUUU
Molecule: messenger RNA, 1742 nt
Organism: Papilio xuthus (Asian swallowtail)
Lineage: Eukaryota; Metazoa; Arthropoda; Insecta; Lepidoptera; Papilionidae
Gene: IFT46
Product: intraflagellar transport 46
Exons: 7
Coding region: 463-1662 (399 amino acids)
Biological process (GO): intraciliary transport; cilium assembly
Cellular component (GO): motile cilium; intraciliary transport particle B; microtubule organizing center
Source: RefSeq, a predicted model, not a curated record